Molecule: messenger RNA, 1848 nt
Organism: Diorhabda sublineata
Lineage: Eukaryota; Metazoa; Arthropoda; Insecta; Coleoptera; Chrysomelidae
Gene: Polr3E
Product: DNA-directed RNA polymerase III subunit RPC5
Exons: 6
Coding region: 183-1679 (498 amino acids)
Biological process (GO): DNA-templated transcription
Cellular component (GO): nucleus; RNA polymerase III complex
Source: RefSeq, a predicted model, not a curated record
UUACAUUAAUUUUAAGAAGUAGCUGUUUCUUCAAGUAAUCUAAAGGCCACUACAAGAAGACGAAAAAAGUUCAUCCGAUUGGAGAAAAAAUUUAAUGUUUAGGUGUAUGUAAAGGUAUUUAAUAUGUUUAAUACACUCAAUAGUGUUUAAGAAUAUAAGUUUAUAUUACUAAUAGUUGUAAAAUGGAAGAUUCUCUGGUGAAAGAGACAGAAGAUAGUGAUGACGAUACCAUAGUAAAAGAGAUACCCAUUAUUCAUUCAAAACGAUUAGAAGACAGUCUAUAUUUAUUUCAAUAUCCACUAUACAAUAGUCAAAGUCUAAAUAAACAUCUUGUUAAAAAAUGCUCUUUCAAACCAGAAAAUCAAGAAGUAAAAUUGGAAAUGGCUAUUGAUAUGGAUUCACCAAAUUAUGAUACUGGCAGAGCACAAAUCAUUGCACAUGAAGUUGAUAAAGAUUUUGAUUCUUCUAAAAAGUUUUUUAAUACUGGGCUAGUAGACAGAGUAUUUUUGGAGUCAUCUAGGCCAACUGAAGACACGGACAGGUAUGCAGCCGCAGCAUUUAACGGCAAAGAGAUUCACUUGACUACACUUAAAGGUAUAUUCCAAUUCAGGCCUGUUUUUCCAUAUCUGGAAAAAAGUUUAAAAAGAAAAAGGGAUGCAGAUGGAAAUGAAUCUGAAGAAGAACAGCCUGGACCUAGUUCAGCUCAACAAGUUACUGUUAAAUUUAAAGGUGACGACCGCUGGAACAAAUUGGAUGAAACUAGUUAUAAAGCUUUACAGGCUCGGAGUGCUAAAGAACCUUGGACUGAAUGUGAAUGGCAUGAUGUGAAUAGUCCUCUUAGUAAUGUGGAGAGUUUGAAAUUAAUAGCAGAUAACACUGAAGAUGUUAGUCAAGCUUCAACUCUAACAGACUCAGAGUAUAUAAAGUUGUUAAUACCACAAGAUAAAGAACAAACUCCGGUUGAACCUAUAUUACCAUCACAUCUAUUCUCUUCAAAUGAUUUGAAGGCACUUCCUCUACAAGAGAGGUGUCGAGUUUUACUUAAAGAUACCCAAAUAAUAAGUUUCGACCAACUGUUGAUGGCUCUAACUGGAGGAGAAAAAGUAACUCGAGAUAGCUUAUUGAAAGUUCUUCCUACAGUUGCAGUUCUUGUAAGAGGAAAUUGGAUUGUUAAAUCUGAUGUUCUAUAUCCUGCAAAUACAUUUUCCGCUACGAGUGGAGUACCAGCUGAGUUGAUGUGUAGAGCUCGAGAUUAUGUUUUAUAUCAGUUCACCCAAAAUCAACAUGUUGAGCGAAAAAAAAUGUCUUCCGUACUAAAAAUACCAUCUGAAGAGAUCAAGGAAAUUUUCAUUGGAAUUGCGAGAUUACGUCGUCAUAGUAGAGAAUGGGAACUAAAACUUCCAAAUGAUGUUGAUUUUAUAAUCAAACAUGGGGAUUUUGCCCAAAAGCAAGAAUCAAUGUGGAAACAUAGAUUCCAACAAUUAAGCCAAUUUUUAAAAGACAAUAUGAGUCAAAGAAGAAAAAGUCGUAGCGAGAGUAAAAGUGUUAGUGAAGAAGGGAAGACUAGAAAUAGUGUUAGUGUUAGUUCAGACACCGAAUCUGAAAAGGGCAAAUCUGUGAAUAUUAAUAGGAAAAGUAAAAGUGUUAAAGUUAAUAAUCAACCAUCUACCUCAAAAUAAUUAUAAAUUAAAAAAAUCCCAUAAUACUACAUACUUAUAAAUAUAUUAACCCUUUCAGACCUGAUUUUUUGUUUUUUUUUUGUAUGAAAUGAAUUUUAUUCAUGUUAUGUUAGGUACUAUUGAGUAUGGAAAUAUCGAAAAAACUGAUAUACAUUGUUUUCCGAGAAAA